AUGGCGCCGCGUUCCUACUCCAAGACCGCUAAAGUCCCGCGUCGUCCCUUCGAGGCCGCUCGAUUGGACUCCGAGUUGAAGCUCGUUGGCGAGUAUGGUCUUCGGAACAAGCGUGAGGUUUGGCGUGUGCUCCUCACCCUGUCCAAGAUCCGUCGUGCUGCUCGUGAACUUCUCACGCUCGACGAGAAGGACCCCAAGCGUCUCUUCGAAGGCAAUGCCCUCAUUCGCCGUCUCGUUCGCGUCGGUGUGCUGGACGAGUCCCGCAUGAAGCUCGAUUACGUCUUGGCCCUGAAGGCUGAAGACUUCUUGGAGCGCCGCCUCCAGACUCUCGUCUACAAGCUCGGCCUCGCCAAGUCGAUUCACCACGCCCGUGUCCUGAUCCGCCAGCGCCACAUUCGCGUCGGCAAGCAGAUCGUUAACGUUCCCUCCUUCAUCGUCCGUCUUGACUCGCAGAAGCACAUCGACUUUGCGCUCUCGUCACCGUUCGGUGGUGGCCGCCCCGGCCGUGUCCGGAGAAAGAAGGCUAAGGCCGCUGAGAAGGGCGAGGAUGGCGGUGAUGAGGAGGAUGAGGAGUAAAUUCGGGCGAUUUCUAUUCUGGGAAUGGUUGGGACUGCAUGGGAUGGGCUGCGAAAACUGGUCUGGGCUGGGACUUGUGACCUCUGCGUUAUGCUCUUAUGGCGUUUAUAAGCAGGGAGUGGAAUGCAUCGAGAUUUGCACGUACGAUACAGCCUGCAGGUUACCAAUCAUCGAGACGCCGAAUACCCUCUUCCAUGACCGGCCAGUCCCUCUCUGUGCGUCAGGCGUCUGCAAUCGUCGAAUUGGUGGCAUAUCACAGUGGUAAAUCCAGAAUUGGCACACCUAGAGCCGAAAAUGCGAGUGGACUGGAAAACCGUGAUUCAGGGGUAUCAUUAUCAUGAGCCAUCUCGAGUCCCCCAUUUAUCCCACGAAUCAGCCUCCUUGCUGGCUUGCUUCCCCAUCUCUCCUGUACAGUAACUAUUUUUCACGAAGGAAUGGCAACAUGCAUAGCCCCAUUUG
Messenger RNA from Canariomyces notabilis, 1035 nucleotides. Its product is annotated as 40S ribosomal protein S9. Gene Ontology annotation, biological process: ribosomal small subunit biogenesis; translation. Lineage: Eukaryota; Fungi; Ascomycota; Sordariomycetes; Sordariales; Chaetomiaceae. The record is from RefSeq and is a predicted model, not a curated record. The transcript has 3 exons. The coding region runs from base 1 to 576 and encodes 191 amino acids. Gene Ontology annotation, cellular component: cytosolic small ribosomal subunit. Gene Ontology annotation, molecular function: rRNA binding; structural constituent of ribosome.